AUGGAGUCUGGACCGAGUGGAGUCAAGAUUCCAGUAUGGAAUGGCGAGGCUUCGACACGAGAGAGUUUUGAAGAAAAGGUGAAGCUGUGGGACCUCGGCACCAAGAAGGAGGACAGAGUCUAUCUGGGCCCGCGGCUAGUGCAGGCAAUGGACGAGGACUCCCAGCAGUGGCACGAGGCCAAGAAGGUGUUGUUGGACGACUUAGUCAAGGAAGACGGUGCCGAGAGAGUCGUGAACGCUCUGAAGGGCGUUCGAGGUACCGUGACCAUGCAGGAGGCGGUGUCGAAGUGGAGAGAGUUCAUGAGAGGCAUCUACAGGAACACGGGUGAGGGACCGAAGAAGUGGGUCUCUAGGUUCGACAUCCAUCUCAGCAAGAUCGGCAAGGCCCUCCACGCGGUGUGCAAUGACAUACCAGCGACGGGUUUCAUGCACGAAUUCAUCCUGGGGCUGAUCUUGCUGGACGGUACAGGUCUGGAUCCAUCAGAGCAAGCAGCGGUCCUGGCGACAUCGGGUCCGAAGGGCAACUCGUACAUGUACCAGGACGUGAAGAAGGAUCCGGAGCAGAUAGGUGAGCUGACCGCGUACGCGGAGGAGAUCUACGACGAGGCUUACCAGGGCGGCUUCGGAGAGGCCACCGACCUGACGGAAACGGCGAUGGCAGCCGCCGAGGAGCUCGUGACGGCGACGAUCGGGGAUCCCUCGAUCGCGGAGGAGACUCUUGGACAGGACGAAAGUCUAGCGGCGGCAGUCCUUCCCGGAGAAGAACGAGCUGACGAGUGGACGGAGACGGCAUACGCCGCUUCUCGCGCGUUCCUGGAGGCUCGGAAGCUCAUCAACGAGGUGAAGAACGCGAGGGGCUACUUCCCAGUGGUCGCUGAUCGGAGAAGGGCGUUCAACAGCUUCGUGGGUGCUCUGGAGCACAUCGUGGAGUUCGACAACUUCGUAGGCACGUGCACCGAGGAGCAGAUCCGAGCGAAGGAUGACGGCCACUUCGAGGACGGCACGUUCAUCGGAUUCAGCCUUGACGAGUGCAAGGGCUAUGCACUUCUGGACGGCGGAGCGUCCAGGUCCGUAGGCGGUGCUGGGCAGCUGGAGUACCUGAACGAGCCUUUGCAGCACCCGAUGGAGGUGGACCCAGGGGCGGGCCUGGGCGUCUCGUUCGCUGGUGGCGACUGGGCUGACGCUCCCUCGAAGGUCUCAUUUCAGGUCCGCAACCUCGACAACCAGACAGUCGAGAUCUACGUGCUAGACCGUCCGUCCCCCAUUCUACUGGGAGUCGACAUGCUGAAGAAGUUUGGGCUAGUGAUCGACUACGAGCGGAACACUGUGUACUCCCGGAGGCUCAAGAAGGAGAUUCCCACGAGGGUGCUGGCGUCUGGCCACCUUGCCUUGGACUUGACGGCGCUGAGCGACGCUGGCUCGGGGACGAACGCACACGUGGAUCAGAUCGAUUGCAGGGAUUGCGGAGAGAUCCUGUUCAAGUACAUCUUUGCGAAGCCGCAGGACGAGCAGCUCAGCCUCUGCAUCAAGUCGCGCGAGCACUUCCAGCGGUUGGAGGCGACGGGGCACGCUCAACCACGAGCUCGUCCCUCUUGCAACCCAGACAUGAACUACACGGACAGCACCUCAGAGAGCGAGCCGACUCCCACGCGAAGCACUCCACAGCCUACGUCAAGACGCCCGCUGCCGAGCAGACUUUCGUCGGAGGUCAUCAGGACGCUCUCGGACACAGAGGUGCAGAUGAUCAUCGAGAACGAGAGGAACGCGAUUCGACAGGAGGAGCAGACGCGCCUGGCCAAGGAGAUCAUCGAGAAGGGUCUCAUUCAGACUUCAGCAUCGUCAAAACUGGACGUCAAGAUCAAGGUGGAGGAGAUGAUCGAUCCGCCGAGGGCAAUGAAGCGGCAAAGCGUUCCAGAACCGAUGGUCAGCAAGAGUGCCUACGGAAUUCCGGUGCCCAAGAGCCCUCUGCAAAACCUGAACCCCGUGACCGAAGAAGCGCAGAAGAAGCUGAUCAAAACGCGAAAGAUCCAGCGCAACAUGGUGUGGGCGAUCACACAACUUCGAGAGGCUGGAUUCUGUGACAUCUACCUGGAGCAGACAGGGAGAUGCAGAUCGUGGACAGGCAACUUCAAGAGCCUCAAGCAGGAGCUGCAUGGAUGCACCAUCCACGGGUGCAUGUACGAAAUGCGCGAUGAGAAGGAAGACGUACUGCUAAACAAGGAAUGGUACAUAGCGACGACGGAUGAGAUGUUCGAGAAGGAGGUUGGACGUCGAUGUCAAGAUCUACAUGUUCAUCUACCGAUCGAAGGAGGGACACGUGUGGCGCUGGCGGCGAACUAUCCCGUGAACAUGUGCAAGAAGAUAGCGAAGCACUUCAUGAAGAAGAUAACGUCCGACGAAGCCCUCUCGUAUCUGGUCAAGGAAGUCAACGCGAAAGACGACGGGGUGACGGGCAGCAAGGACAACCCAAACGACCCACUCUCGAACCAGCCGCAGCACCCACAGAAGGGGAAGGAGAACCGGAACCUCAGGAACCAGCAGCAAGUGACGGACUACCUGAAGAUCAACGCUGGCUGGGACAUGGAGGCCAUCAUCGCGCACCUCCACCGCAACUUUGGACACUGCAGCUUGACGACAGUGGAGGCCGCUCUCAAGACUCGGCAGGCCGACAAGAAGCUGGUCGAUCUGUGCAAGCACUACGAAUGCACCCUGUGUGCAGACUACGGAAGUCGCUUCACUGCAUGCCACGUCCUCAGCAAGGAGGAAAUGGAUAAGAACUGCGGCAACACCACAGCUAAGGAGAUGAAGGAGACGGUCCUGAAGAGCUGGAUCCAGCACUACGGCAAACCAGAAGUUCUGAGGUGCAUAGAGACGAUCAAGGAGAUUGCGACUCGGAUGGCCUGGGAAGUUCCAGACGAUAUCGAGCCGCAGGAGAUCUUCACGUGGGCAUGCACCGCUAACAACGACCUGAUGAGGCACAACGGCUACAGUCCACUUAUGCUCCUCAUGGGUCGCUCUCCGGCUGGACAUGGUCUACAAGAUGAGGAGAAUCCUUCCACUCUCAGCGCAGAGGUGAAGGAGGAGCAAUUUCAGAAGCUCGUGCUGAACAAGCGGACCGCGUAUAAAGCGUGUGUAGAACACUACCUGUCCGAGAAGACGAAGAGAGCGCUGCUAGCCAAGACGCGACCGUUUAAGGUCUGGGAGCCUGGCGAAAAGGCACACUACUGGAGGAGCGCCAAAGGUAACAGCCACAAGACGAAGCAGGGCAUGUCUGGACGUUUCCAUGGUCCAGCUACGGUGCUGAUGCAAGAGCGCGAGGUCAAGAACGGAGUAGCAGAACGUCGCGGAGUCGUCUGGCUUGUGGAUGGUGAUCGACUGGUGCGAGCGGCAGCGGCCCACCUGCGCACCGUCACGAAGGCGGAGCAGACGCUAGAGAGUAUUUCGGCAGGCAGCUCAGACAAGUUCCAGAAGCUCGUGCGUGACCUCACGAAGGGCUCGUUCGACGACCUAGUGAAGAUGGACCGGGAGGAGAUCAACACCGAGAACCACCUCGCGACCAGGGAGAUCACCUCUUCUCUGAGGCAGGUGACGAUCAUGGACUGGAUCACGAAGAAGAAGAUCUACCAGGAGAACCAGCAGGAGUUCCCGAAGAGCCAGCGGGAAGCGAGUGUUGAACCUCCUGAUGACAGAGACUUGAAGAGACAUCGCGCCGACUUCGUGACCUACAUGGAGACUCUGAAGAUGAAGGCGCCGGAUAUCUACAUGGCCGAUCUGGGACGCACAGAUCCUGAAGAAGAAGUCUCUCCGGAAUGGAAGUCACCCUGGGAGUACUCACUGAAGGCGAAGCAGGAAGACCUCGUCGGAUAUUCCACGGAGGAUAAAGCAGGGCUCGCAGUACUGGUGGGCUUCACGAUAGACGAGGAGGACCUGGACCAGGUGGAGAAGAAUCCUGAGAGAAUGCUGGCAGCCUUGGUGAAGCAGAACAAGGUUGAAGUCAAGCUGAAGGACCUCGCACCGGAGGAGAGGAAGCCGCUGCCGUUCGCCAAGGAGAACGAGAUCAAGUCGUUCUUGAAGUAUCGAGUAUGUGAAGCGGCCAGUCGUGCUGGUGUACAUCCCGGAGCGUUAAUGAAGAUGCGCUGGGUCAUCACCAAGAAGGAGACGGGCGACCUCAAGGCACGCCUGGUGGUUCUUGGCUACACCGAUCCGAGCCUGG
This is a messenger RNA of Prorocentrum cordatum, 4213 nucleotides long. Lineage: Eukaryota; Dinophyceae; Prorocentrales; Prorocentraceae. The record is from the annotation of a GenBank genome assembly.